CAGAAGGACAUAAGUGGCAGUGAGGACCAGUCUCUGCUGACGAGCCCACACUCCAUCACCUGCUCUGCAUCAUGAAGGUCCCUCCAGCUGCCCUUGCUGUCCUCCUCUGCACUAUGGCUCUCUGGAGUGAAGUCUUCUCAGCACCAUAUGGUGCUGACACCCCAGUCUCCUGCUGCUUCUCCUAUGGCCGGCAGAUUCCCCGCAAAUUUGUCGCUGACUAUUUUGAGACCAGCAGCCAGUGCUCUGAGCCAGGUGUCAUUUUCCUAACCAAGAGAAACCGGCAGGUCUGCGCUGACCCCAAUGAAACCUGGGUCCAAGAAUACAUCACUGACCUGGAGCUGAAGGCCUGAGAGGCUUGGAGGCAGCGAGGAACCCAGAAACCUCCAUGGGCCUUGUGGGGAGCCAGGACCUAAGCCUCGGGAACAUCCCCACCACCUCUACAGCUCCAUUUCCUGCAAGCUGU
Messenger RNA from Peromyscus californicus insignis, 463 nucleotides. RefSeq names its product C-C motif chemokine 3. Gene Ontology annotation, biological process: positive regulation of GTPase activity; inflammatory response; immune response. The transcript is spliced from 3 exons. Gene Ontology annotation, molecular function: CCR chemokine receptor binding; chemokine activity. Gene Ontology annotation, cellular component: extracellular region. The record is from RefSeq and is a predicted model, not a curated record. Lineage: Eukaryota; Metazoa; Chordata; Mammalia; Rodentia; Cricetidae. The coding region runs from base 72 to 350 and encodes 92 amino acids.